GUUCAGUUAACACAAUACAAACAGAUUAUAUUAAAAUUUACAAUAAAUUUAAGUUUUAAAAUAUGAGUGUCGACUCCUUAUCACCGGCAAUAAGAGUGGACCGUAUGUCUGAAAAUCCGAGUAUUAGUGGCGAGGAGAUAGACAAAGGGACGGAACAGGUCUAUGACUCGAACUCUAUGGUGAGCCAAAGAAUGACAAUCGCCGGCGGAUUCCUAGACGUGGCCUUAUUUGUAGCCGAUGUCGAGCACUUGAAGUUCAUUUUCGACACCGGGAGGGCUGACGUCCAAUACUACGACCUCCUAUUGGGACUACUCUUUGCAUCAUUAAUACUUCAAAUUGCGGUCGGGAUUCUGUUAUUUGUGGUCGGAUUUAGCAAAGUGUCGGAACAGACCAAACGAGAGGCCAAUUGGACUAAAAUCUUGAAUCAAGUAAUCAUUGGUUUGGUGUCAUUAAUAGCGGUCCUCAAUAUAUUCGUCACCAGUUUCGGUGAUAGAGGAGAGGCUAUCAUUCAGUACAAGUCUCGACACCAUUGCACUGACCCAUAA
Molecule: messenger RNA, 545 nt
Organism: Oppiella nova
Lineage: Eukaryota; Metazoa; Arthropoda; Arachnida; Sarcoptiformes; Oppiidae
Source: the annotation of a GenBank genome assembly